AUGGAUAGUGGGAGAUACCAGAGAUUAGUGGGCAAGCUCAUAUACGUAUCCCACUCCCGUCCAGACAUUGCCAUUGCCGUGAGCAUGGUGAGCCAGUUUACGCAUGCUCCUAGAACUUCCCACUUUGAGGCCGUUAUAAGAAUCCUGAGAUACCUGAAGUCUUCUCCUAGAAAGAGUCUUUAUUUCUCAAAGCAUGGCCAUCUCAGUGUAAAGGCAUUUACUGAUGCAAAUAGGGUUGGAUCUGUCACUAACAGACGCUCAACUUCUGGGUACUACACAUUUGUUGGUGGCAACCUAGUCACAUGGCGAAGUAAGAAAUAG
Messenger RNA from Camellia sinensis, 321 nucleotides. The record is from RefSeq and is a predicted model, not a curated record. NCBI's taxonomy places the organism in Eukaryota, Viridiplantae, Streptophyta, Magnoliopsida, Ericales, Theaceae.